Messenger RNA from Heteronotia binoei (common prickly gecko), 2358 nucleotides. RefSeq lists its product as uncharacterized. The transcript is spliced from 2 exons. Bases 1048 to 2145 code for a protein of 365 amino acids. The record is from RefSeq and is a predicted model, not a curated record. Lineage: Eukaryota; Metazoa; Chordata; Lepidosauria; Squamata; Gekkonidae.
AGAGCAGCUUUUUACCCCACGGUCAUCUCGUCUGGUUUCUUGACUCCCACAGUAUCUUGACUCCCACAGCUCCUUGACUCCCACAGCUGGUGACCCCGACGUGAUCAGCUCCCGGCUCCUGCUCACCCGACCCUUCGGUCUUCACGGUGCACCAAUUUCAGAAGCCUCCUGAAGUCCUGAAUGCUUAGUGUACUAGGCAAACCUGCCCAAUGCAGGCCCCUAACGUGACAUAUGUACGCUUGUGACGUCAAAGCUCACUGGUCACCAUGCUCUGGACAGGAAGACGCUUCACUAAUAACUUUUUAAGACUCCUUUCUUCAUGGUUGAAUGUAUGCAUUUUUGAUCUGCUUUCACUGCUCCCUACACUGGUACGGAGUCAUCUCCAUGUUGUCAUGUGUGAAUGUUUUUGGUUCCUUUUUGGUUUUUUUUCCUCAAGCCCCCUGUUGCUGUAUGGACCAUCGGUGAUACCGGCAGGACAGCACCGUUGCCAAUUCUAUGCUGGGUUACAGGAAGAAUUCCCUUUUGGCAACCAUACAGACACAUUUCAUUGGGUGCUAGGGGGGGUGGGCAGGCUCUUUAGUUCACCCUCCCCUAGGACUUUCACAUACCCAAUAGGUCCAUGGCAGAAGAUCCUCUUCCAACCCCAGUAUAAGAAGCUUAUCAACGAGGGGAGGACGUGAAACGGGUUAUUUCUCCUUUUGUCCGCGCCAUGGCUGUUAUGGGUCGUCCUGCCGCCCUCAAAACAGACAAUGGCCCUGCUUCCUGUUGCUCCGCCUUUGCUGAAUUUUGUGGCCGCUGGCACGUUCGGCAUCUCUACGGUAUUCCCUUUAAUUCCACAGGUCAAGCUGUUGUGGAGCGUGCCAACCGUACCUUGAACGCUGCCCUGGCUGUUCUUGAAAAACAGAAAGGGGGAGAAUCCCCCUCCGCUGUUUCCUGUGACAUGCUCUGAGCACAAAACCUUUUUAUUGUUUGUUGUUGGUUCCAGUCAAUGCAGAACUAGUUACUCAGUCUCCUCCUCAGAAUUUGUGGGUUCGACACGCUGCGUAUAUGUUUUGGCACCAUGGUACUAAUGUUACACUUGUGUAUGAACCCCCCAUGUCUGUUUCCUCUAUGUCUUUCCUGCCCACCCCCUUUCAAGCUCCAGAAAUAGUGUUAGCCCAAUUACAGAACUUAAAUCGAUCCUAUAUGUUUACCAACCCAUUGGAGGACGAUGUUAAUGCUACUCGCUUUCGCAUGUUUCAUUACCAAUAUGCCUUACCAGGACUGUGCUUUUGCUGCGGCGCUACAAACAACGCCUUUUCCAAGUGGAAGGGACUUGCUGAUGGGAACAAACAUUGGCUUAGUCGCAAGAAUCAGACUCAUUGUAGUGAUCGAUUCUGGGUGGGAGGCGGUAAUAACAUGAACUGUAAUUCUUCUUAUAAUGUUAAUAUUUCCCUCAUGAAUUCUACUUGGGACAUGCUUCAUGUCACUUUUCCAUUCUUGUUUCCAAAUGUUUCAACCUUUACCCCCGGGUCCAUUUGUAGUGGGUGGAUCAUAAAAGACCCCAAUUUAUGGUUCUUCUGGGGUACGGGGAGGGCAGCCGCUGCAAGUUUCACAGGCAUUUUAACCUUAGGCGGCUACUCUAAUAUAGUAGCACAGGAGAACCGUGCUUCCAUCAUUGGACUCACCUGCCGUCUAGAACAGUCCAUUAAUGCAACUACCUCCAUUAUUCGUGACCUACAGAAGGAAAUCUUCAGUCUGCACCAAAUACAGUUGCAGCACCGGCUUGCCCUGGACUAUCUGUUGGCACGCCAAGGAGGGUUUUGCAAGAUUGUUGGGCCAGCAGCCUGUGAGGUACGGUUUCAAGACUUCAACCGGACCAUCGAGGAAGAGUUGAAGCACUUGCACAACCUCAUUGCGGAUAAUGCACUCCGUCCUGAUUGGGACCCUUUCGCUUGGCUAACCUCCCUGCUCCCAGACCCUACUUGGCUCCGACAAUUGAUCUGUGCCAUAAUUGUAAUUGUUGUUCUUUUAAUCAUUGCCUGUUGUUGUAUUCAGUGCCUUCCUAAUUUGCUGCAAUUGUGUACACGUUCUAAGGAAACAUGGCAACGGCGUGCAUUGUAUUAUGCUUAUCAUCAGCUUAAAAACAAAAAGGGGGAGAUGUAGGGGUACAGGAACAAGUAUCAGACAUCACGCUGGCAAACCACGUGACUUGUCUGUGCUGCCUGUACCCUGCAGGGCCCCAACCGAAACCGCUUCGUGUGCAUUGUACUUUGCCCUGUUGUAAAAGGGUAUCAAUCAUUACCUGAGCCAACGCCUGGCUUACAAGGAUAUAAAAUAAAGCACUGCUCCUGGCCCGAUAGAGCAGCUUUUUACCCC